UCCCACCAAAUAAAGGAAAACUAUUAUACUUUAAAGAAGUUGGGUUAUGACUCAAAGGAUAGAUAGAUAGAUAGAUAGAUUCUGGCUUGAUUUAAAAUUUCUACACAUCACGCACACAAAAAAGAAAAUAGUUAUUAUUAUUAAAAAGUAAAUUUGGUUUGAUUGAUUCACGUUCAGAUCUCAGGGAUGCUGGCGAUGCUUUGAUCUCGUCGGAGAAACAACGAAUCGAAUCGUUCGAUUUCGGGGACGAUGUUUCGCAUUCUGUGAACCUUGUGCUAAUUUUUGGAUUCGAUGACGUCCUCCAGCUCUAGCAGGAAGAUCCACUUUGAUACCACUGAAGAUGAACACACAGAACAUGAAGAAGAAGAGGCAGAAGUUGAGCACUUUGAUGAUUUCACUGUCGCUUCUUCGUGGGAACGGUUUAUUUCUGAAAUAGAGACAGUUUUACGGGCAUGGAUGUCUAAUGCACCGAAUAAUUUAUUGGAAAAAGGUGCAGUUCUCCUAGAAGAUUCCGGUAAUUUGUGCAAGGUGAAAUCUGAAAUGAAGUAUGCCAUGAAAAGUUACUGCAUGGAGUUCUAUUUCAAGACUGACCCAGAUGGAGAAAUUGCAGACUGGAACUUUGAUUUGCAUGAUCUGCAGUUAUGUUUUGGUGUAAAGGAGUUUUUGGUAAUUGCUCCUCAGAGUGCAAGUGGUGUGGUUCUUGAUGCUCCAGAGGCUAGCAAGCUCUUGAGUGCUGUUGCGAUUGCUUUGUCUAACUGUUCAAGUUUAUGGCCAGCAUUUGUUCCAGUUCAUGAUCCAUCUCGGAAAGCUUAUAUUGGAAUUCAGAGCAUGGGCACUGUUUUUACUAGAAGAUUCGAAGCAGAUCGAAUUGGUAGUCAGGUUCCAAUAAAACUCAUGCAUUUGGAGGGGCUGUAUGAGUUAUUUGUAUCUAAGUUUGCCUACUCCACAUUGGAUCUGUCUGUUCAUAAUUUCAAAGUCCGAUUUGCAAUGAAGUUGACAUUCAGAACACUUCCCUAUGAUGACGACAAUAUGAAAACUGCCAAAAUUAGCAAAUCUGAAGAAAAUGUUACUGGUGAAAUGUCCGAUGGGAUGCAGUGGGAUGAUGAUUGUUCUUGGAGUGGGUGGUAUUCUGCAGAAGAUCCUGUUAAAGGUUUUGAACUGAUUGCAAUAUGGUCAGAGAAGAUGGUUGAAAAUUCUAUGGAAAUGGCUGAACUGGAAAAUGCUUCACCACAUGAAGCUGAGAAGUGGUUGAUCUCUCUAAGACUUCAAGGUUCCAGUGGGAAUCCGGUUGGAUUUUCUUCUGAGUUGCGUCUUCUGGUUGAUGCAUUGCAAAUGUCAUUUGAGGCACAAUUUAUGGAAGAUUUUGUUUCAGUAGAAAAUCCAGGUUCUGAUAAUAUAAAAUCGGCAAUGGUUAUACCUUCACCAACGGUUAGAGAUCGUGUGUUGAAAGAAUUGUUUAUUGAUGGUGUACAAUUCUCAGAUUUUGCUGAUGGUGGACAUAAGGCUUCUCGAGCUAUAAAAGGCGCACCACUUGGUUCACUGUUUGCACAAUUUUGUUUACAUUCUCUUUGGUUUGGCAACUGCAAUAUACGGGCUAUUGCUGUGCUAUGGAUAGAGUUUGUUAGAGAGGUUAGGUGGUGUUGGGAGGAGUCACAACUAUUGCCCAGGAUGCCAACUAAUGGAUCAAUUGACCUGUCCACUUGUUUGAUUAAUCAAAAACUUCAGAUGCUUGCAAUAUGCAUUGAGAGGAAGUGCCAGCUGAAUGAGGAAUAUGAAGACUGUAUUGGAAGUUUGGAUCAAAUAGAUUCCAUGAGUGAGGAUGAAAGUGUAGUUGGGGAUGACUCAUUCAGUAUACAGACCUCCAGUGAUGACUUUUCUGGGAAAGUUGACAGCAGAAAGCUCGAAGAUGUGCAGCUGUCAAAUGACAAAGAAACAUCAGACUUGACCAGGAGAGGUUCUGCUGGUAUUGUUGAUUCUAUGAUGCUACUCAAGUCACAUCAAAGUAUGCAUGCCCCAUAUACACAGGAAGCACCACUUAUGACAGAAGACAUGCAUGAGGAGAGGCUUAAAGCUGUUGAAGCCUUUGGUGAUUCAUUUAAUUUCUCUGCUCAGCUGGAAAGGGAUAUCUUAACUUCAGAUAUGUCAGCAUUUAAGGCGGCAAAUCCAGAUGCUAUCUUUGAAGAUUUUAUUCGGUGGCAUUCACCUGGGGAUUGGGAAGAGUAUGAUGACCCUGAGAAAAGUAAAUCAUCAUCAUCCAGUUCUCUUGACACUAAAAAGUCAAAAGAUAGUUGGCCUCCACAAGGGAAACUUUCAAAGAGAAUGUCUGAGCAUGGAAAUUUAUGGAGAAAACUUUGGAAUAGUGCACCUGCUCUUCCUGCUUCUGAACAGAAGCCUCUUCUUGAUCCGAAUAGGGAAGGAGAAAAAGUGCUUCAUUACCUUGAAACUCUACAACCACAUGAAUUACUUGAACAAAUGGUGUGUACUGCCUUCAGAGCAGCUGCCGACACACUAAGUCAGACUAGUUAUGGAGAACUGAAACAGAUGGAGACUGAGAUGCAGCAACUUUACCUUACAAUGGCAUCUGCUUUGAGGCCUUUGCAAGUAAAUCGCUUGUCCGGAGAUAGUGAGACUAUUGAAGACUUAAGACGACUAACUGGUACUCUUGAACGAGUUGAGAAGUUACUGACUCUUGCAGCAUCCCUUCAUCGCAAGCUUUUAAAAGCACCACGACUUUCCAGAGAAAUUUUCAGCGAUUACUACAAUUUUUAUAUUCAAACAACUGACAAGGGUUUCACAGAGGACAUUGAUGAAAAGGAGUUUGACAAGAAACAAGAAGUAAGGGACGUUGAGAGGGAAGUGUUGUCAAAUAUGUUUGUUCCUCCCACUGCUAACCAAUCUUGGAGAAAAGUGUUGAGCAUGGGAAAUCUUCUCAAUGGCCAUGAACCAAUCGUCAGAGAGAUUAUUUUUUCGCUGCGUGAUAGAGUGAGUGGUAAUCACUAUGCAGCUCGUAGUGGUAAUGUUUCUCAACAAGAAAUUCAAACUUACAGAAUGUAUAUAUGUGGGACGUCUAAUGACCUACGUGUAGCACUUUCUGUUGUCUCGGGUGAUUAAUUUUAUGGUCUUUAUUUACUACAAA
Messenger RNA from Vigna radiata var. radiata (mung bean), 3136 nucleotides. Its product is annotated as rab3 GTPase-activating protein catalytic subunit. Gene Ontology annotation, biological process: positive regulation of GTPase activity. The coding region runs from base 292 to 3111 and encodes 939 amino acids. The transcript has 22 exons. The record is from RefSeq and is a predicted model, not a curated record. Gene Ontology annotation, molecular function: GTPase activator activity. NCBI's taxonomy places the organism in Eukaryota, Viridiplantae, Streptophyta, Magnoliopsida, Fabales, Fabaceae.